AUAGUUUGUUUUUGUUGCUUUGCAGAGCUGAGAAGAAUUGGUUGUCGUGUUUCUGCGCUACGCUGCGGUUCAAUAAAAUUGUGAAUUUUCCAAAGGAAAAAUUAUAAUAAAAGUGUGUGUAAAGCACUAAAAAAUCGCGAGAAAUAAAGCUUAAUCAGCUUUGCUCAAAUCUAUGGCGUGUGCGUCUAAAUUUUGUGGCCACAAAUAAGAAAUAUAAAUAAGCAAGUGAAAAUUUACCACCCCCAGUGAAAAAUUGUGAAAAACAGUGCAAUACACAAACGAGCAUUACGCAUAGUGAAAAAUCUUUAAUAGCAUUACGUAGUGAAAAAAGUAAAGUCGUAAAAACAAAACGAAAUUUACUGAGACACACACACAAAAAUCAACAGCAUUAAUUUUGCACCUUAAUUUGUCUACAAAUUUAUUGGGUACCAGCAGUAAAAGCGUCAAGACGCCGCCAACAGCGCCAGCCUCACCCCCAGCGGAGCAUAAGUGCGUGAUGCGUGACCUCGGCACAAAAAUGGCCGAGCUGAAAUUUGAGGCUCCUUUAGCUAAAUUCGAGGAGACAGACGAAUGGGGCGGUUGUGACUUCAUUACUCAUCAGAAUACGAUCAACGAUACAUUGAAUUUGAAUCUGAAAGAUCCGGCUAUGAAGCAAGAGGCCAAGAUGCGCCUACUCGAGGAGGCUGUACGCGAUGCGCAUGUAAGCAAGAAUGGUGUACUGAUGACAAACGGCACUGCUACUGGCGACAGAGCUGGCAGCGGUGCAGCAAGUCCCAAUUGCAAUUCCAUGCAGACCGCUGAACUGGGAUUGGAUGUGGGAUUGGCGCCUGGCGAUGAUGGUUGCGAUAAGCGUUCCACCACUGGCGAUACAGUGGAUAAUUUUGCUGAGACUUUUGGCGGAAGUCUCGAGGAUUUAGUGAAUACAUUUGACGAAAAGAUUACCAAAUGUUUUGGGAAUUUCGAAGAGAACGUCGAAGACUUGGCACCGGUGCAGGUGCGCAGUCAAGAGGAAAUAAUGAAUGAAUGCCAAAUGUGGUGGACCAUCACUGGCAAUUUUGGCAACAUUCUUCCCAUCGAUUGGUCGAAAUCAUUUACACGCCAAAUGCAUAUGCCCACAUUGAAUUUGGGCCAAAAUCAGUUGGGUGCUGGUAAUGGCAGUAUUGGCAAUUCACUUGAUGCCACCACACCCGGUGAUGAGUUGACUAGCGAAGAUGAGGCAGUGGCCAAUGAUCUCGACAUGCAUGCACUGAUAUUAAAUGGGCUCAAUGCCGAACAGGAGGAACCCAUCAAAUCGGUUGAGGAGGUAAUCAAGGAGAUUGAUGAUAUUAUGGAUGAGGCUGAGAGUCCAUUAGAUGAAGCAGAAACAUGCGAAUCGGAAGUGAUAGAGAAGGCUAGAGAGGUGUUGGGCGCGCCAUUGUAUGCGGAGAAAUUACAGUAUUUGUCGAUAUCACAAUUGAAUGAGCUCUACAUGGAAAUGGAAAUGCUCAUACAAGAACUCAGCGAGACCCUGAUCAAUGAGUUGGCGCUACGCGAUGAGCUCGAAUACGAGAAAGAGCUGAAAAAUUCCUUCAUCUCGCUGCUAUUAGCGGUACAGAACAAGCGCAGACAGUAUCAUGUGGAGAAGAAGCGUGGAAAAUUGCAAGGUCCGGAGCCAAAGUAUCUGACCACUGUCAUACCUUACCACAUGGAGAAUGGCACACCAAACAACCAGUCAUUGCAAGUGCUGAUCAAAAUCCUAAAAGCAAUCAAUGAGGACAGCCCAACCGUUCCAGCGCUGCUCACAGACUAUAUUCUAAAAGUACUCUGCCCCACAUAAACACGCACUGCGUUGGCUGGCGCAGUUGAGUUGUUAGGUGUUUUUAGUACAUAAUUGCAGUGAAUACAUUUAGAACAAAGAAACCAAAAAAACAAAAAAAAAAAAAAAACAAGAAACAAGAAAAUACAAAAACAAAAACUCAUUUUCGGUGAAAAAAAGAGAAGCUAAUAUAAAUGAACAAUUUAAGUUAUAUAAAAUUAUAUUUCUUAAUAAUGUUUUUUUUUAUUCUAUUUUUAGUUACUACCUAAAGUAAAACAAAAGAAACGUAUAAUGCAUAAAGUUAGAAGAUUUUAAUAAAAAAAAAGUAAUAAAAAGUAAAUGUGUGUAUAGCAUGUAGAAAAAUUUGUUUGCUGACAUUAACGAGCGGAGAAAAUAUCGAAGUGUAUGGCGUGCUGUUGAAAGAGGAGUAUUUUUAAUGUCAACUUCUUUUUCUCGUGUUUUUUGUUAAAUUAUUUGAACAGACAGCACAUUUUUAGUGAUAAAAUGUAAACAAAUUCUUACAAUUGAAAAUUCCUCCUACACUGCAAAAACGUGUGCUUUAGAGCGUUGAAAAGAAAGAAAGUUUGAUUUAACCUAAACUGCCCUACAAGAAAUAAAUAAAAUGUUGUAAAUUUGAUAGAAAAAAAUAAUUGUUUGCUGGUAGAGCAUAAUUAUGUAUUGGAAAAACUUGUUUUAAACACUGAUUGUUUGAAAAAAACUAAAAAGGAAAAAUUAGAUUGAUUUGAAAAGCUCAAAAAAAGAAAAUUUAAUCAAUUAUUACGCACCAUUAAAAAACUUCUAAAUCUUAAUACAUACAAAAAAACAAAGUCUGUCGGAGAAUAUGUAGACGCUUGAGACGUGAAAUAUAUUUUUUGAUAGAAAUUAACUAAUACAAAAUUCUUAACCCUCUGAGCUCCAAAAUUUAUUGUUUUCAUUAAAUGGGCAAAAUAGUUUGAUAAAAAUAGUUUGAAUUUUCUUACAAGAUAAUACUGGAUUCAUGGCGGAUUGCUACAUAAUUUAAUGCCGCAAAAUUAUAAAAGAAUUGUAAACAAAUUAUAAAAAAUGUAUUAAAAACUUAUAAAAACUUUAUAUCAAUCUUAUACUUAGUUUUCGAAGCAUUGAAAUUAAAAAAAUAAUUCUCAUCCCUACCAUGACUGCCGAGUAGAGCAGUUUUUCACUACCACUUUGUUGGUGUUGGACUCAAUGCCCACUGUGGGUAUGAGGCAUCAAAUGAUAUGGAGUUAUUUUAUAUAUUUAUAUUUUAUAAAUUUUUUAUAAUAUUUAGCGGACCCUUCUUCUGUGUUUUUGUCCGGCAUUAUCAAAGACGCGCUCGAAAAGCCUGGGAACCCCACAGUCUGAUCUCAAAAAUAGAUCCUCCUGCGCUAGGGGUCAAAAGGUCUAUGCGUGGCUUCAUGCCAGCUGGGGUUGCCUAACCUAACCUAGCUAACCCUCCGGGUACAUUUCUGCCAUAAAAAGCUUCUCAUAAAAAACAUUUGCCAUUCGAAAGAUUCUCCAUUUGUAGGACAACACGAGCACACGCAUCACCAAUUGGAUCUAAAUAUAUCCUCAAUCGUGUCAUAAUAUAUAAGCAUGUAUAGAAUCCUCUAACUCCUAGUUGGAGCGUAAGGCGUCCAAUUAGGUUUGCAGUGCACUGCCGGUCCUUUUUAUGCUCAAAAAGCCUGUGUCCUAGUAUAUUUAGGCUGCUUGAGUUGCAGAAAUCGACAUGUCGCUCGCCGUUACCAUUUCGAGUGCCCAAGCCAUUUCUACCCUUAACUCGCUUGAGUCGUGCGUUGUCAUGGCCGACUUUCGCAUGCAUGUCGCCUGCGACUAAGGUGAUGUCACCUCGGGUCAUAAAUUAUGCUAGAAAUUCAAAUUAGUGUAAAAGUUUAUGGCACGAGUGUUUAAUUUUCAUUGUAAUGGCGGAGUUAGUGCUGCCAGUAAUUAAAAACAGGACGUUAGAAAAAAUGUUUCUUAAAUUAACAUUAAAAUUAUACGCAAAACCACUGAGAACUCUGCUGAUUUUCUAUUAUUUGGUAAUUUUUUUUUUUAACCAUUUUCUAUAAAAUAAAACUAAAAUUAUACGCAAAACCACUGAGAACUCUAUCAGGUUUCUAUUUGCUGAAACAUUUUUUCGAUCAUCCAUUUGCAGUGUCAGGCAACAACUUUUAAAUUCCAAUGUAAUAUAAAAGUACCUUUUUUUAAAUAUUUUUUUAUCAAAUUUUUCUUUAGAAUUAUUACAUAUGUAUAUGUAUGCAUACAUUUCCCAACAUUUGACAUUACUAUUCUUUAAUCAAAGUUCAAUUUGCAAAAACUAUUUUUCUUUUUUUUUCAUUUCAUCAUAAAUUUUGAAAUAUAAGUGGAGGAUUGAGAAAAUGUAUUCGCACAUUUACAUUUGUUUCACGAUUUCUACUCUCUAAGAAUGAAGAAAAGAAAGAGAAAAAAGACAGAUUUAACUGUUAUGAGACCAUAGGCGAGUUCUGGUAAACUUGAUUGUGACAAUGUGCUGCAACCGCACCGUGUGCACUCGCUUGUAUACCGGAGCUUCAGUAUGUGGGGUGCGAUAACGCAGCAGCAGAACCAAACUACCAACUAACUAUCCCCUCAACAAGAUAAUUUAAUAAUUGCACCCUGGGAAAACCAAAACCCACCAAUAUACUUAAUUUCCAGCUACAAUCCUAAAAAACCUGGAUUCCUAAAAGCAACAGAUUACAGGCAACACACGCGUAUGUCGUGUUGCUGCUCUGUAACCAGCCUACCCUUGGCUUGUGGAUGUAAAUAAAUCAGGCUUUACCCAUCUAAACUCUCUUCCAAAAAAUUAACGCUUUUUUUUAAUUUGGAUGUCUCAAAAUCUAUACAAGUAUCUUGAAAACAAAUUUAAAAUGGGAAAAUUGCUUUUCUAAAUUUUUUUUUGCCUCAUUGAGUGCGUGAUAAGUAUUUUUAUGAGCUGUUGAACCUUUUAUAAACCUAUAACUCAAAAACUAGGUUGAUAUCGGAGAAAUAUUUUAGUGGUUUUCCAUUUUUUUCAUUGAACGCUGUAAGAGAAUGUUAAAAAAAUUAAAAUUGAAAUAUAAAAAUUAAAAAAAAAUUUUUUGUUUUAGGGCAGAUGUCUCGAAAAAUUUUGUUAAAUUUAGUAGAGAAAAAUUUUAUAAAAACAAUUCGCUUCGGUUCGUCAAAUUCUAUAAAUAUCCGUCAUCAAAUUCAUUAAAGUCAGAAGUCUUGAAAAUUUUUAUGAAAUUUUGUUGAAAAUUUUUAUCAAAUUUGGUCGAAAAAUUUUGUACGAAAAAUUCGCUUUGUUUCGUCGAAUUCUCUGAAUAUCCAUCAUGAAGUUCAGUUCAUUAGUUUCAUUGAAUGCUGGAAGAGAAUGUUAAAAAAACUAAAACUGAGAUUUAAAAAAAAUUUUUUUUUGAAGUCAGAUGUUUUGAAAAUUUUUAUGAAAUUUUGUCGAAAUUUUUUAUAAAACUUGGUCGAAAAAUUUUAUACAAAAAAUUCGAUUUGUUUCGUCAAAUUCUGUAAAUAUCCGUCAUGAAAUUCAGUUACCGCUUCGACUCCUAAUGCUUGUCUAAAACAAUCUAAGACUCUUCAAGAAUUGAAUCUGCAUAAGAAUCUUACAAGAGCAAACGCAAAUAAACCCAAAGUAAAAGUUGAUAAGCUAAGAAAGAAAAAAAAAACAUUAAAAUUCCUCGACUAUUUCACUGCAACAGGCGCACCUAAACAAACAACGCUUCGAUAUUAAUUGCUGUGUGUAUAUAAAAAACAUUUAUGUAAGUCUAUAUACUCCAUAUAAACUGGGUGCACACAGUAUAUGUGUGUGGAUUAGUAAGUUUAUAUGCAUAUUUAUGCAUUUUGUAAAGCUUAGUCUGUAUGACUCUGGCCCCUUUUAGUGCCGCAAAAAUUUACUUAGAUGUAUAAUUUUGUAAAGCUAAAUGUAAUUAAUUGUAAUUUAUUAUUUUGUAAUGCUUGUUAGCAGUGUUGCUUUACGUAUAAGUCAAAAUGCAUUAUAAUAGCGGUAAAAAAACAGUUAUGAAUAUAAUAUAUACGGAUAUGUAUAGAGAAACGUGGGCAUUGCAGCAAAAAAAUUGCCAAGGGAAUACUAACAAAGUGCAUUUCCGGCUCACUUUUUUACGUUAUGUAUUUUUAAUUGAAAAUAAAAUGCUUUUUGCUGCUGUUUUUUUAUCCAAAUACUGCCUACUUUCAAGAAAAAACUGUGAAAUUUAUUUUCCAUUUCGUGCUUGAUUCCAUAUAAAUGGCAGUCAAAUGCAUUCCCAUUUUGCUUAGGUAAAAAAUUAUGCAUUUUGGUCCAAUGGAAAUAUUACUCGUACAUUAUUGUUAUUUUUGUUGAAAUAUUAGCAAUUGUUUUUGUUUUUUUUUGCUAUUUGCCCAACUGAUUUCACUUUUCUUUUUAUUUUAAGUAUAAAAUUAAAAAUUAUCAAAUUUAUUAAACUAAAAAUCAAAUUUUAAUAAAUUUUUUUAUUAUCAAAUUAAAUAUGCAAAAAAAAUUUAUUUAAAAUUCAAUAAUUUUUUUUUUUUAUUAAAAUUUAAUAAAUUUUUUUACAUAUUUGGUUUGAUACUUUAUCCAUGCAAGCAAUUCGAUUUUACUUUCUGAAAAUAUUUUCAUAUUUUUUAAACUAAUUUAAAUUUUUAGUUAGCUUAUGAAAAUAAGAUUUUUAGUUGAAAAACAUACAAUAAAAAAAGAAAAAAAAAGCAAGAAACAAACAAGAAACAUAAAAUUAGCUUAAAACUAUUUAAAGUGGCCAUAUUAAUGCUUUCGUUACUGUUAACACCCAAGAAAAUUAUAUUGCAGAACUAUUUAAAUAUCCAAAUAUAUUCUGUUUAAAUAAAAAUACGCAUUUAUUCUUUAUUUUCUAGCACUUGGCACAGGUUCUUUGAAAAACUAAUUUACAUACAUGCUUCAGAAAGUUUUUUCCAAAUAACUAAUAAUAUUUCUUUAAAAAGGCAUUUUCGUGUUUCAAAUAAAUUUUCCAAGUAACUAAAAAAAAAUUAUAAUACCAAUAGUAUUGUAAUUAUCAAAUUUAUUUUUUUACAAAUUAUUAAAAUUUUUCAAAACCAAUUACGAGAGUGGCAGCUGCAAGUGUCUGAAAAUAUUUAAAAAGUAUACAAAAACAAUAUUUAAAAUGCUUCAAAAAAUGUAUUAAUUAUAUUUUAAUAAAACUUGCCGCUUUUAAAACCAUCUAAUUUUUUUCAAUUUUUAUCAAGGCGUAUUCAUUAAAGGUGGUGGCACUAGACCAACAACAAUAUUUUGUUUGUUUGACAGACAAAGCAAAGUGUUGGCAAAGUAGAAAACGAAGAGUGAAUUCGCCUUGUUUCAUUCUGAGCUGACAGCUACAUGAAUACGGCGAAGGAAAAAAAUAAAUCAGCUGAUUUACCGACACCACCUUUAAUAGAUUCAUCUUGAUUUUUGUCAAGCCCAAACGUAUGCAUCAGCAUUCAUUUUAUAAAUAAAAAAAUGUAAAACGGAAGAAAUUAAUUUUCAAAAGCAACUAUCAACUAUUCAAAAUUUUUACCGGGUUUUCUAUUCCCCUAUAUUUUCUAAUACACAUCAAGAUGAAUUUAUUAAAGAUGAUGAUGGCACGAGACCAAUAACAACGUUUGAUUGUCAAGGCAAAGUAUUGGCGAAGUAGAAAGCAAAGAAUGAAUUCGCCUUGUCUGAAGCUGUGAUGUCAGCCACAUGGGCACAGCUGAUUUACCAACACCACCUUUAAUACACAUCUUAUUGUUUACACAUUCUUUUGUUUAUACUAAAAUUUCACCCAGAUUUCUUGCACGCUCUCGCUGCAAAUUUUUGCUCGAAAUAAUUUUACUUUAAUGAAUAAUAAUUUAAAAAAAUAUUUCUACUCGAAAACUUUGAACAGCCAUUUUGGUAUAAACAAAUUUUUGCAUUAUUUACACCAACAAAAUUAUAGUAAUAAAUGAAAUAUUUAUUUGUAAAGUUUUCCAAAUCUAUGUUAUUAUUUACACAUUUUUUUAUUAGAUUUGCUAUGAUUUUGUGUGAAGGCUGUAAUACGCCAACUAAUUCUUCCAAUGCACUGUGUUAUUUUUAUAUCAACUAUUUCAUUGAUUUUUAUUUUUUAACUACAGCAAUAUUUUAUGUUUGAAACUUAUAAAAAUAAACUGCAUAGUUUAAAUAAAUUUCUUACUUAUAACUUUUUGAAAUGUAUUUUUUCCUCUUGUAAAUUUAUAUUUUCAAUAAAGUCUAUUUUCAUGUAAAAUAAUAA
Anastrepha ludens (Mexican fruit fly) is the source of this 8028-nucleotide messenger RNA. RefSeq names its product fasciculation and elongation protein zeta-2 (gene Unc-76). Gene Ontology annotation, cellular component: cytoplasm; axon. Lineage: Eukaryota; Metazoa; Arthropoda; Insecta; Diptera; Tephritidae. The transcript is spliced from 5 exons. The coding region runs from base 497 to 1816 and encodes 439 amino acids. The record is from RefSeq and is a predicted model, not a curated record.